AUGGUUCUUGAAUAUGCAAAAGGUGGAAAUUUUAAUAAUUAUUUAGAUAAAAAUUAUGAAAGUUUUGAUUGGCUUAAUGGAUUAAAAGUAUUAACUAAUAUUAUUGGUAACCUUAGUAAAAUCCAUCAAGAACAGAUGGUUCAUCAUGAUUUUCAUAUAGGAAAUAUAUUAUUUAUAGAUAAUAAUUAUAAAGUAAGAAUCUCUGAUGUGGGAUUAUAUAGAAAAAUUGAUGAUGUUGAUGAAACAAGUAUUUAUGGAGUUAUGCCUUAUGUAGCUCCUGAAGUAUUAAAAGGAAAACCUUAUACUGAAGAAGCAGAUAUAUAUAGCUUUGGUAUGAUUAUGUAUAUUAUAGCAACUGGAAGACAACCUUUCAUUGAUUAUGCUCAUGAUGAGGUUUUAGUACUAAAUAUAUGCAAUGGGAUUAGACCUGAAAUAAAUGAAAAAAUUACACCAAAAUGUUAUAUUGAUUUAAUGAAAAGAUGUUGGGAUUUAGAUCCAGAAAAUAGACCAAAUUCUAAUGAAAUAAAAGAAAUGCCAAUAUGGCAAAUGCCUGAAUGGUAG
Molecule: messenger RNA, 561 nt
Organism: Rhizophagus irregularis DAOM 181602=DAOM 197198
Lineage: Eukaryota; Fungi; Glomeromycota; Glomeromycetes; Glomerales; Glomeraceae
Source: RefSeq, a predicted model, not a curated record